GCCGGCGGGGCGCCGCGGCAGCAGCGGCUCAGGUUGGCGACGGUGCUCGGAGCCUGCAGCGACGGCGCUAGUGGCCGGCGCCGGCUGCUCGUGGGAUCGGGCGGCUGAGCAGACGCGCCCGCCGGCCGCGCGGCCGAACGUCUCCGGCUCCGGCGGCAGCAACUCCGGCCUCUCGGCUUCGGGGCUUUGCGUGUAGCCAGGUGAAGCCCGAGCACCCGCGAGGUCCCCGCGCCGGCUCGCACCCGGGGCACCUGCACCGCCGAGCGAGCCUCGGGCAGCGCUCGCCAGCGCGCGGGCCGCGUGGGGGUGCCCGGCGGCGCGCGGGGAGCCGAGGCAGCACCCCGAGGAUGGAGCCGCGCACCCGGCGCGCGGGCUGUGGCGGUCUCCUGCUGGCGCUCGUCGUCGCGGCCGUCGGCGGCGAGGCCAUGCACAACUGCGAAGAAGUUCGCAAACUUUUCCAGGGUCGCCUGGUGGGAGCUGCCCGGGGGCUGCCGGAUUCUCCGCGGGCAGGACCCGAACUGCAGGUUUGCAUAGCCAAAGAGCCAGCGUGUUGCACCAGGAAGACGGAGGAGCGCUACCAGGUCGCUGCUCGCCGGGAUAUGCAGCAGGCGCUGCAGGCGUCCAGCUCGGCCCUGAAGUUCCUCAUCUCUCGGAACGCGGCUGCCUUUCAAGAAACCCUGGAAACUCUCAUCAGACAAGCAGAAAAUUACACCAGCAUCCUUUUUUGCAACACCUACAGGAACAUGGCUCUGGAGGCGGCCGCUUCGGUUCAGGAGUUCUUCCUGGAUGUCGGACUCUAUUUAUUUGGUGCCGACGUUAAUCCCGAAGAAUUUAUAAACAGAUUCUUUGACAGCCUUUUCCCUCUCGUGUACAACCAUCUCCUUGACCCUGGUGUGACCGACAGUUCUCUGGAAUACUCAGAAUGCAUCCGGAUGGCCCGCCGGGAGAUUAGUCCGUUUGGGAACGUUCCCAAAAGAGUCCUGGGGCAGAUGGGGCGGUCACUGCUGCCCAGCCGUACAUUUCUGCAGGCACUGAAUCUGGGCAUCGAAGUCAUCAACACCACGGACCACCUGCACUUCUCCAAGGAGUGCAGCAAAGCGCUCCUGAAGAUGCAGUACUGCCCCUACUGCCAGGGCCUGACUCUCAGUAAACCUUGCAUGGGUUACUGCCUCAAUGUCGUGAGAGGCUGCCUGGCGCACGUGGCAGAGCUGAAUCCUCACUGGCACGCAUACAUCCGGUCCCUGGAAGAGCUGUCCAACGCCAUGCACGGAACCUAUGACAUUGAACAGGUGCUGCUGAACUUCCACUUGCUGGUUAAUGACGCUGUGAUGCAUGCUCAAGUCAGCGGACAGCAGUUAUUGGAACAGGUAAAUAAGAUCUGUGGCCGUCCAAUGAGAACACCCACACAGAGCCCCCGAUGUUCUUUUGAUGGGAUCAAAGAGAAUCCUGGGAUGAAGAUCGCUACAAGAAAUGGUGAAGAGACACUUGCCAACAGAAGAAAAGAAUUUAUCAGUAGCCUUCGGCUGUACAGGACAUUCUACGGGGGCCUGGCUGACCAGCUCUGUGUCAAUGAAUUAGCAGCUGCUGAUGGCUUGCCAUGCUGGAAUGGAGAAGACAUAGUAACCAGCUAUACUCAACGUGUGUUUGGAAGUGGAAUUAAAGCCCAAUCUGGAAAUCCUGAAGUCAGAGUCAAAGGAUCUGAUCCUGUGAUCAAUCAGAUUAUUGAUAAACUGAAGCACGUUAUCCAGCUGUUACAGGGUAGGUCGCCCAAACCCGACAAGUGGGAGCUUCAGAUGGGCAGUGGCGAUGGACCGGGGGAGCAGGUCAGCGGGGACUGUGAUGAUGAGGAUGGCUGCGGCGGAUCCGGAAGUGGAGAGGUUAAGAGGACCCUCAAAGUCACAGACUGCCUUGGGUCCCAAUGUGGAGUUCUUUGGAUGAUCUUCUCGGUCCUAUCUUGGCAUUAAAAUCUCCAACAAUGAUCUUGUAGAAGGGAUGCCGGAUGAGAUGAACCUCAGUGAUGUCAAGCAAAUCCAUCAAACAGACGGAGGCAGUACCUUAGACACAACUGGAGCGGGAUGUACAGUGGCAGCUGAUUCCGUGUCGUUUUCUCUGAUGGGUGUGGUGAUGUUACUUCCGACGCUUUGGUGACUGAACCCUUCUGCCCUGCCACAGAAGACUUCUUGGAGUCUUGUUUCUCCCUUUCUUCAGAUGCCAGGAUUUCGAAUUUAAUAAUAAUAUUUAUGAGAAGGUGUGUCACACUAACACUAACUUAGAAACUGAGUUGGAAUGUUCACAAAAUAUCUUUGAAAAAGUCAGUGUUCCAACAACAGACUCUUUGAAAGCAUCCUCUUGAAAUUUUACUUAACAUUCUAAAAUUCUAACCCUUUAAACCUGCAAAUGUGAAUAAUACAAUGAGUUGGGAUAAGAAAGAUUAGGGGUUCACCUUAACCCAAUUAGCCUCUACUAUAACCAUUUUCACUCUGAAAGAGAUGUUUUGUGUUGAAGUUGCAUUUGCAGGACAAUGAAAAUAAUGCAUUGUAUUUCUUAGAAUACUUAAGUUAGAAUUCCAUUAAUUCCGUCUAAACAAUGGCAAGUAGAAUGCAUGCAUUUUCAAGAGAUUCUUCUGAUUUUUCUUUUCAAGCUAUAGAAAGACACAAGUGAAAGUCUGUAAAUUAUUGAUUACCAAGAAAUAUUUCUUGUAAUUUCAUAGAAGCAGUUUGAUCAUUUUUAUUCACUGUAAUUUAGCCACAAAGUUUAACAUUGAGUAUUUUGCUAGCAUAUGGCCUGUAUUCCCUAAUGUUCAAAACGCAUUGUUGGUAUCGUGGCUCUCUUCUUUCUCUGGCUACGUUGCAAGCAUGUGCCUGCUCUAAGAAUAUCUCUAAUAAAGUUACAUAUCAUUUAACAGAAAACUCCAAUGACCAUUGAUCUUUUUGUUCUGGCAAAAUGAGACAUUCACCUGCUUUUAAACAGCGUUUUCUAAUUUUUAAGUUGACGUUGAAAGCAAUUAACUAUAUAUUCAAAGUUCCUGUGACUGUCUGAACACAUAAAUUCAUAAAGAAAAGGUGGUGUUCGGGGCUUUAGCUCUUUUCCUGUUUGCACAUUAGGAGAGUUGCUGAUCCACAGUUCCAGAUUUACCAAUGGUGGUGAAGGCCUUGAUACAUCCUGCCUACCACUGUAACUGUAAGGAAUGCAAAGUGAAAGACUGAAAAAGAGAAGCCUUCAACUUAGAAAUUUCAUAAGAAGGAUUCAAUACCAAUUCUGAGAAAAGGGACUCAGCAAGCAUUUGUGAAGUGAAAUCAAUCUCUCUGAAUCAGGGAACUCUUUGUGUUCAAGACACACUUUCUCUUGGGUUCCCAAUGAACCAAAUAGUCUUCAGUUGGUCAAUUUAAACCACAAUUCUAAACUGCCAAAUAAAAUUUAAUUUUCUGCUCAAACAGGCCUCAAGACUGGAAACACUGUUCUAGUCCACCUGCAAUUUUUGAACAUGAUUUUUCAAGGUUUUAUUCUAGACCUUAGUAUUUAAUCCAUGAAUUACUUAAUUUACUACCCAUUGGUACCACCGCAUUCCACAAAUUAUAACUUUUAGCAUAUACUGCUUAAUUUUAUCUAUAUACACAUAUAUAUUUGUAUUACUAGAGUUCAAAUAUUUGGAGAAUAUGGAAUUUUCUUAAGAGCAUAAAACAGAGUUUAAUAUGCUCAAUAAGAUUAUUCAUCCAUAUAUAACUUACUCUGUAGCCUUUUACAUUUAUAUACCUCUAAAUAAUUUAUAAACCUCUUUCAAAUAACAAAGCAUGUCAUUUGAUCCCCCCCUUUGCUCCCCAAAUGAUAUUUAACUUUUUAGUCAAUUAUUUUUAAUGUGACUAGCUUAUAUAGAGGUAUGUAGAUAUGGGUCUUUUUUUCACCCACCUAUUUUAUUUUUAUUUGUUGCUUUUUUAUUGAAUCACUGUGAGACAGACCAUUACAAAGCUGUUCAUGACUGGAUUCCAGUCAUACAAUACUCGAACACUCAUCU
This is a messenger RNA of Sorex araneus (European shrew), 4012 nucleotides long. RefSeq names its product glypican 5 (gene GPC5). Bases 348 to 1964 code for a protein of 538 amino acids. NCBI's taxonomy places the organism in Eukaryota, Metazoa, Chordata, Mammalia, Eulipotyphla, Soricidae. Gene Ontology annotation, cellular component: plasma membrane; cell surface; extracellular region. Gene Ontology annotation, biological process: cell migration; positive regulation of canonical Wnt signaling pathway; regulation of protein localization to membrane. The transcript is spliced from 9 exons. The record is from RefSeq and is a predicted model, not a curated record.